Molecule: messenger RNA, 5455 nt
Organism: Salarias fasciatus (jewelled blenny)
Lineage: Eukaryota; Metazoa; Chordata; Actinopteri; Blenniiformes; Blenniidae
Gene: abcc3
Product: ATP-binding cassette, sub-family C (CFTR/MRP), member 3
Exons: 31
Coding region: 228-4877 (1549 amino acids)
Biological process (GO): transmembrane transport
Cellular component (GO): membrane
Molecular function (GO): ATP binding; ATP hydrolysis activity; ABC-type transporter activity
Source: RefSeq, a predicted model, not a curated record
GGGGUCCCGGUCAACACCGUACCUGUCCGUGUGUGGCACGUGACAGCGUGCACGGGAGGGAGCGAGAACGAGCUCGACCUGUUGGAGAGAGAGAGAGAGAGAGAGAGAGAGAGAGAGAGAGAGAGAGAGAGAGAGAGAGAGAGAGAGAGAGAGAGGGAAGGAGGGAGGGAGUGAGAGGGAGACGGGGGUCGGAUAAAGAGCUCUCUCUGCCGGUGUGGUCGACCGAGAUGGAGCGGCUGUGCGGACCGGAGCUCCCGUUCUGGGUGUCCAAUGAGACGCUCCACAGCGAUCAGCCUGACCUCCCACUGUGUUUCCAGCUGACCGUGCUGUCAUGGCUGCCGUGCAUCUUCCUGUGGGCGGUCAGCCCCGUCUAUAUCUUCUAUCUGAAGAGGAACAACAGAGGCUACAUCAUGAUGUCCUACAUAAACAGGUUCAAAACGGCGUUUGGCCUCCUGCUUUGGGUCGUCUGCUGGGCCGACCUCUUCUACACAUUCCACGAGCUGCGGCACGGCCACACCCAGCCGCCCAUCUUCUUCAUCACCCCGCUGGUGCUCGGCAUGACCAUGCUGCUGGCCACGUUUCUGAUCCAGUUCGAGAGGUUACGCGGGGUGCAGUCCUCAGGGGUCCUCUUCAUCUUCUGGUUCCUGUCUGUCCUGUGUGCCAUCGUGCCUUUCCGCUCCAAGAUCCUGCAGGCGUCAAGCCAGGACGAAGUCACAGACACGCUGCGGCUGGCCACCUUCUACACGUACUUCGCCCUGGUGGUCUGCGAGCUGAUCCUCUGCUGCUUCAAUGAGAAACCGCCUCUUUUCUCCAGCGUGGUCACCGACCCGAAUCCCUGCCCCGAGGAAACGGCGGGUUUUCUCUCCACCGUGACGUUCUGGUGGUUCACCAGGAUGGCCAUUAAAGGCUACAAGCAGCCGCUGGAGGCCAAAGACCUGUGGUCGCUGAACCUGCGCGACAGCUCCAAGGUGAUGGUGCCCAAGCUGCUGCGGGAGUGGGAGAAGGAGCUGGCCAAAGCCAAGGCCAAGAGCGAGCAGAACCAGUCCAGCCAGGCGGCGUACACCAAACCGCCGCCGUCCACCACCAACCACGUCUCCGGAGGAGGCGGUGGCGGCGAGAGCAGUCCGGAGGAAGUGGAGGUGUUGCUGGCCAAUCAGAGGGCCGCCCCCCGCCAGCCGUCCUUCCUGCGCGCCCUGCUCAAAACUUUCGGGCCGUACUUUCUGAUCGGCUCGGCCUUCAAGGUCCUGCAGGACAUCGUCACCUUCAUCAACCCCCAGCUGCUCAGGAUGCUGAUCUCCUUCACCAACCAGAAGGGCGUUCCGGACUGGUGGGGCUACACUCUGGCCUUCCUCAUGUUCUUCACCGCCCUGCUGCAGACCAUCAUCCUCCACCACCACUUCCAGUAUUGUUUCGUCACCGGCAUGAAUGUUCGCACGGCGGUCAUCGGCGCCAUCUACAGGAAGGCCCUGGUGAUCACCAACGCCGCCAAGCGCUCGUCCACCGUGGGGGAAGUGGUCAACCUGAUGUCGGUGGACGCUCAGAGGUUCAUGGACCUCACCACCUUCCUCAACAUGCUGUGGUCGGCCCCGCUCCAGAUCGUACUGGCGCUGUAUUUCCUCUGGCAGAACCUGGGCCCGUCCGUGCUGGCCGGAGUGGCCGUCAUGGUCAUGUUGAUCCCGUUCAACGCCGUCAUCGCCAUGAAGACUCGAGCUUUCCAGGUGGAGCAGAUGCAGCACAAAGACGCUCGCAUCAAGCUGAUGAACGAGAUCCUGAACGGCAUCAAAGUGCUGAAGCUGUACGCCUGGGAGGACUCCUUCAGGGAGAAGGUCCUGGCCAUCCGGCAGAAGGAGCUCAACGUGCUGCGGAAGACGGCGUACCUGGGAGCGCUGUCCACCAUGGCCUGGACCAGCGCGCCCUUCCUGGUCGCCUUGACGUCGUUCGCCGUGUACGUGACGGUGGACGAGAACAACGUCCUGGACGCCGAGAAGGCCUUCGUGUCGCUGUCGCUCUUCAACAUCCUGAGGUUCCCGCUCAACAUGCUGCCUCAGGUCAUCAGCAGCAUAGUGCAGGCCAGCGUCUCUCUGAAGCGAAUCCAGAGCUUCCUGAGUCACGACGAGCUCGAUCCGGAUUCAGUCGACCGCAAGAACACAGCCGCAGAUUUUUCAGUGACGGUGGUCAAUGGGAAAUUCACCUGGGCCAAAGAGGAUCCUCCAGUUUUGCACAGCAUCAACGUCAUGGUGCCUCAAGGCUCCCUGCUGGCCGUGGUCGGACACGUCGGCUGCGGGAAGUCCUCGCUCAUCUCCGCUCUGCUGGGAGAAAUGGAGAAACUGGAGGGAGAAAUUUCGAUUCAGGGUUCCGUGGCUUACGUUCCCCAGCAGGCCUGGAUCCAGAACGCCACCCUGCGUGACAACAUCCUGUUCGGAAAGCCGUACGACGAGCAGAAGUACUGCUGUGUCCUGGACGCCUGCGCUCUGACCCCCGACCUCCAGGUGCUGCCCGGCGGAGACAUGACGGAGAUCGGAGAGAAGGGCAUCAACCUGUCGGGGGGGCAGAGGCAGAGGGUGAGCCUGGCUCGGGCUCUGUACAGCGACGCCGACGUCUACCUGCUGGACGACCCGCUGUCCGCCGUGGACGCACACGUCGCCAAACACAUCUUCGACAACCUGAUCGGUCCGGAGGGCGUCCUGAAGGGCAAGACUCGCAUCCUGGUGACGCACGGCAUCAGCUUCCUGCCCCAGGUGGACAACAUCGUGGUGAUGGUGGACGGCCGGGUGUCGGAGAUGGGCUCCUACCAGGAGCUGCUGCAGCAGAACGGCGCCUUCGCCGAGUUCCUGCGGACGUACGCCCUGGAGGACCUGGUGGAGGAGGACGAGGCCACCGAGGAGCUGAUCGACGACGAAAACCUGUUCCCCGACGACGCCCUGAGCAACCACACAGACAUGGUGGACAACGAGCCGGUCAUCAACGAAGCCAAGAGGAACUUCAUGAGGCAGAUCAGCAUCAUUUCCAGCGAUAGCGACAACCUCCGACCUCGAUCGGUGAGGAGACACGGCUGCAGCCAGCGGAAAGCCGCCGAGUCGCAGGACAAGAAGAAACCGCCGGAGAUGGAAAAGCUGAUCCAGGCCGAGGCGGCGGAGACGGGCCGGGUGAAAACCAAGGUGUACCUGGAGUACGCCAGGGCGGUGGGGCCGGUGCUGUCCGUGCUCAUCUGCUUCCUGUACGGCUGCCAGAGCGCCGCCUCCAUCGGGGCCAACAUCUGGCUCACCCAGUGGACCAACGACGCCGCCACCAACCAGACCAAGGAGCACGUGCACAUGAGGGUGGGGGUGUACGCGGCGCUGGGCAUCGCACAGGGUGUGCUGUUGUUGGUUAACUGCCUGCUGUGCCGGGCCUUCAGCAUGUUGCGGGCGGCCAAGCUCACACACCGCAACAUGCUCCAGGGGGUCCUGCGGGCGCCGCAGGCCUUCUUCGAGAGCACCCCCACUGGGCGGUUACUGAACCGCUUCAGCAAGGACGUGGAUGCUAUAGACUCCCACAUCCCAGACAAUAUUGACAUAUGGAUGCGCACUUUCUGGUACACACUGACUGUGCUGCUCAUAUGCUCUGCCCUCACCCCAAUGUUCCUCUUAGUCAUAGCCCCGUUAAUGGUGUUCUAUUGCUGGGUUCAGAGAUUUUACGUUGCCACGUCUCGGCAGCUAAAGCGCCUGGAGUCGGUCAGCCGCUCUCCCAUUUACUCCCAUUUCUCCGAGACCAUCACGGGCUGUAGUGUAAUCCGAGCCUACGGCAGGCACUCUGCCUUUGUCCUGAUGAGUGAUUUCAGAGUGGAUGAGAACCAAAAGAGUUAUUACCCUGGUAUAGUGUCCAACAGGUGGCUCGGAGUGCGCAUUGAGUUCAUCGGGAACUGCAUCGUGUUGUUCGCGGCUCUGUUCGCCGUUACCGGGAAGGACAGCCUGAACCCGGGCCUCGUGGGUCUGUCAGUGUCCUACGCUCUGCAGGUGACCAUGUCUCUGAACUGGAUGGUGCGGAUGACUUCAGACCUGGAAACCAACAUCGUGGCCGUGGAGCGAGUGAAGGAAUACUCCGAGACCACCACAGAGGCCCCCUGGGAGGUGGAGGACAAGAAGCCCCCUCCAGAAUGGCCCACAGCGGGGAACGUGGAGUUCAACGACUACUCGGUUCGGUACCGGGAGGGACUGGACCUGGUCCUGAAGGGCCUCACGCUGAGCGUGAAGGGGGGAGAGAAGAUCGGCAUCGUGGGCCGAACGGGGGCCGGGAAGUCCUCCAUGACGCUGUCCCUCUUCAGGCUGCUGGAGGCGGCGGCCGGGGAGAUCACCAUCGACCAGGUGAAGAUAGCGGAGAUCGGCCUGCACGACCUGAGGUCCAAACUCACCAUCAUUCCACAGGAGCCCGUGCUGUUCUCCGGCACUCUGAGGAUGAACCUGGACCCGUUCGAUCGGUACAGUGACGAGGAGGUCUGGAAGGCGCUGGAACAUUCUCACCUGCACCGCUUCGUCAGCAACCAGCCGUCCAAGCUGGAGCUGGAGUGUUCGGAGGGAGGAGAAAACCUCAGCGUGGGCCAGAGGCAGCUGGUGUGUCUGGCCCGAGCCCUGCUGAGGAAGACCAGGAUCCUCAUCCUGGACGAAGCCACGGCCGCCAUCGACCUGGAGACCGACGACCUCAUCCAGUCCACCAUCCGGACGCAGUUUGAGGACUGCACCGUCUUCACCAUCGCACACAGGCUCAACACCAUCAUGGAUUACACGAGAGUGCUGGUUCUGGACAAGGGACAGAUAGCGGAGUUUGACACGCCCUCCAACCUCAUAGCGCAGAGGGGAAUCUUCUACGGCAUGGCGAAAGACGCCGGGCUGGCGCAGUAGGACCGCCGUCGCGCCGCCGGACCUGCCGGGUCGGGCCCUCAGGGCCCUCCACGCUCGGGGCUCUCGCUGCAGACCCGGGUCGCGCUCGUCGGAAGCGACGUGAGGACGUUGAAGACGAGAGAAGCUUCCGGCGAGGCUCCCGCCGCCCGGCCGUGUGGUUUCUCAUAGGAAACAAAACAAAACAAAAAAAAAAAGCCAUAUUAUGUGCAAACGCUACUCGUUCCAAGUCUCGUUAGUGCCUUCUGCCAGUGGGAUAGAGAAAGCCAGUGAAUGUAUCUUUUUCCAAUCGACUGCUGCAAAAAAAAAAAGAAACAAACAAAAGGAGGAACUUUUUUUAUUGUAUUUUUUCUACAAAGACAAAUACUGUGCCACUGUACCUUCCUCGUAAGAAAAAAAACUACAUCUUUGUGAUAAACCCACCUAUUUUUGUAUUGUACAUUUAUUUAAGCUACUUUUUUGAAGAACUGUCUUACUUAGGGAAACGUGAUUCUUCUGUGAACCAAAUCUAUAAAAACUUGAAUUCUGUACCACCAAACUAUGACAUAUGAAAUGCCUUUAUUAAAAAAGACAGAACAAUG